Molecule: messenger RNA, 1247 nt
Organism: Syzygium oleosum
Lineage: Eukaryota; Viridiplantae; Streptophyta; Magnoliopsida; Myrtales; Myrtaceae
Product: prohibitin-1, mitochondrial
Exons: 6
Coding region: 16-906 (296 amino acids)
Biological process (GO): mitochondrion organization
Cellular component (GO): membrane; mitochondrion
Source: RefSeq, a predicted model, not a curated record
UAAGGUAGAGAACCAAUGAAUCGGAAGAUGAAUUUCAAGAACGUGAAAGUUCCGAAAGUGCCGGGAGGAGGGGCAGCAUCUGCAUUGCUCAAGUUGGGAGUGAUUGGUGGUCUUGGCUUGUAUGGAGCCGCUAACAGUCUUUACAAUGUCGAGGGAGGGCAUAGAGCCAUUAUGUUCAACCGCCUAGUUGGUGUUAAAGACGAGGUUUAUCCUGAAGGGACACAUCUAAUGAUACCAUGGUUCGAGAGACCAGUUAUCUACGAUGUACGAGCACGACCUCAUUUGAUCGAGAGUACUUCGGGAAGUCGGGACCUUCAGAUGGUCAAAAUUGGACUUCGAGUCCUGACUCGUCCUUUACCUGAUCAAUUACCUACAAUUUACCGUACGCUGGGAGAAAACUAUAAUGAGAGGGUUUUGCCUUCGAUUAUUCAUGAAACUUUGAAAGCUGUGGUUGCGCAGUACAAUGCAAGCCAACUUAUUACCCAAAGAGAGGCUGUCAGUAGAGAAAUACGGAAGAUAUUGACAGACAGAGCAGCUAAUUUCAAUAUUGCGUUGGAUGAUGUGUCCAUUACUAGUCUAACUUUCGGAAAGGAGUUCACUGCCGCCAUUGAAGCCAAACAAGUGGCUGCACAAGAAGCUGAAAGGGCUAAAUUUGUCGUGGAGAAAGCUGAACAAGACAAGAAGAGUGCAGUCAUUAGAGCACAGGGUGAGGCCGCAAGUGCUCAGUUGAUAGGUCAAGCUAUAGCCAACAAUCCUGCAUUUAUCACUUUGAGGAGAAUUGAAGCUUCAAGAGAAAUUGCCCAUACAAUUUCAAAUUCGAGCAACAAGGUUUUCCUGAAUUCAGACGAUCUUCUGCUUAAUCUCCAGGAUAUGGAAUUGGGAAGCAAAACCAGUACGAAGAAAUGAGAGGAAAUGGUUAAUUUUCAAUAUGGUUAGUUUUCAUCCUCCAGUCGUCCAAUUACGAGUGCUUCCAACUGUGCACGCCUAGUAAAUUUUCUUGACCUGCCGAACUCUGGAAAAGUAAUGCUCCCGGGAGGAUGUACAUUAACUGUUCAGACAAGCUUCAAACUGGACACCCUUUUUCUCUUUAUUUGUCCUCUUGUUUCCAUAAUGUCAAUAAGGUUGGUAGUUCUUUCUCACCAGGACCAACGACAGUGGUGCUUUGAUUAAUCUGAUUGUACUCAUUGCUUCAACGAGGUGAUUGUACAUGGCAAUUCAUUUAUUGAAGAGGUCAAAGAAUUAACAAA